AUGUCAUCUUCCUUAAAUUUGGAAUCUCAAUUGAUCAAAUUUUUAGCAAUAGCUUUGAAUAUUUUAGAUAUGACGAAUGCAUCGAAGUCAUUACGUCGAAACCGGCCAGGCACCAAAGCAAGCGACUGGUGCAGUUGGCCAGAUGAAACUCUAGAUAGUAUGGACUCACUCUAUCAUAUUCAACAAUAUAUCCAACAAAUUAUUCGACGGAAUCCAUCGGAUAUUGAUGCGAUAUUAAAAGUACCUGACCAGCAGGAUGAAGGCGUAUGGAAAUAUGAACAUCUCAGACAAUUUUGUCUGGAACUUAACGAUUUAACCGUUUUUCUGCAAAAAGAAUGUUUACCAGAUACUUGCACACAGAUGACCGCAACUGAACAAUGGAUAUUCUUAUGUGCAGCACAUAAAAAUCCGAAAGAAUGUCCAGCAAUCGAUUAUACCAGACACACCCUCGAUGGUGCUGCUUCUCUCUUGAAUAGUAGUAAAUAUUUUCCCAGCCGAAUCUCUAUCAAAGAUACUUCCAUAGCCAAAUUAGGCAGUGUUUGUCGUCGCAUUUACCGUAUAUUUUCUCAUGCUUACUAUCAUCAUCGUACACUUUACGAUGAUUUCGAAGAACGUACACAUCUCUGUCGCCGUUUUACCGUCUUUGCUUUACGUUAUGGUUUAAUUCCUAAAGAUAACUUAAUCGUUCCAAUCAAUGGCAUUAAUCAAGAUGUCACGACUAUUAUGCAACAGCAAACCUCUCCUAUUCAAACACAUUCAGCUCAAACGUUAGAUAAUGGCAUUAGCUCACCCUCAUCGUCAAGUGCAUCGGAAAGCGAAGCAUAG
Adineta ricciae is the source of this 825-nucleotide messenger RNA. NCBI's taxonomy places the organism in Eukaryota, Metazoa, Rotifera, Eurotatoria, Adinetida, Adinetidae. The record is from the annotation of a GenBank genome assembly.